Molecule: messenger RNA, 5679 nt
Organism: Cladocopium goreaui
Lineage: Eukaryota; Dinophyceae; Suessiales; Symbiodiniaceae
Source: the annotation of a GenBank genome assembly
AUGGAAGAGAACAAAACGGUACCGGUUUCUUUGUCCUACACAAGCAAUCCUCACGAUGUGAAGAAACGAUUGUUGUACAGCAUUUGCUGGCUCCAAGAUCUUGGGGUUGGACACAUACAGCAUGCAACUUCCAAGAUAUGCUCAGCUUUGAUCAAAAGCCUCAUGGAGAUGAAUGAAAAGAAGAAGCACCAAUUCCAGGCCCGAAAAGUCUUCUACAGAAAAGUCCGGGUGCCCGCGGAUGGGCUUUGCGGUUGGUACUGCCUCUUGGCAGCCCAGGAUCCAAGUGCGUGGGAGAAGAUACCACGUAGUGAAGGGUCUUUCCCCAUCAAUCGUCAGAUACACCAACAGGAAUUGAACAAUGCCAAGACUCUGCAUAGAGAUGUGUGUGAGAAAGCCCUGACUGUUUGCAAUGAGUCUUAUCAUGGAGCUAUCCGGGAUGUGUUGGCACAUCCAAACUUUUCACCUGCCAAUUUGGAAUGGAUAGCCUACACAUUGUCCAUCGCAAUUCGCUGCACAUGCGAUCCCAAGGUUGGCCUCUAUGAUGGGACACAGUUGGACACAAUCUAUGGAUGCGGAGAGCCUAAUGUUCACAUGCUGUUCUCAUUUGACAAGGCUGUGGCAGGAAGCCAUGACUUCGGGCAUUUCACUUUGCUCAUCCCAAGCCAUUCCAAAGGUGGUGAUGGCCUACAGCUGGAUGAAUAUGUUGGUAUGAAGGUUGCAGAAGAGAGUCAAAAGCUUCUAUCCCUUAUGGCAAAUGACGAUCCUACAACAGUGCAAGCAGCCAUCACAGACGAACAAGCAAGUGCAGGAGAUGACAAGCAUCCAGACAAGCCAGAACUAGCUUGCAGCACCGCACACUUAGAACAGUCCCAGAGCCAGCAGCAGCCAGUUCAGCCAACUCCACAGGAGAAACACACAGAGACAGCAGCCCCAACAUCUCCUCGACAAGAGCCAAAGAAGCAAGAGCAAGAUCAACAGCAGCCAGCAGUUGAACAAACAACAAAAAGCAACAUCAAUCCAGGAGAUGACAAGCAUCCAGACAAGCCAGAACUAGCUUGCAGCACCGCACACUUAGAACAGUCCCAGAGCCAGCAGCAGCCAGUUCAGCCAACUCCACAUGAGAAACACGCAGAGACAGCAGCCCCAACAUCUCCUCGACAAGAGCCAAAGAAGCAAGAGCAAGAUCAACAGCAGCCAGCAGUUGAACAAACAGCAAAAGGCAACAUCAAUCCAGGAGAUGACAAGCAUCCAGACAAGCCAGAACUUGCUUGCAGGACCGCACACUUAGAACAGUCCCAGAGCCAGCAGCAGCCAGUUCAGCCAACUCCACAGGAGAAACACGCAGAGACAGCAGCCCCAACAUCUCCUCGACAAGAGCCAAAGAAGCAAGAGCAAGAUCAACAGCAGACAGCAGUUGAACAAACAGCAAAAGGCAACAUCAAUCCAGGAGAUGAGAAGCAUCAAGACAAGCCAGAACUAGCCUGCAGGACCGCACACUUAGAACAGUCCCAGAGCCAGAAGCAGCCAGUUCAGCCAACUCCACAUGAGAAACACGCAGAGACAGCAGCCCCAACAUCUCCUCGACAAGAGCCAAAGAAGCAAGAGCAAGAUCAACAGCAGCCAGCAGUUGAACAAACAACAAAAGGCAACAUCAAUCCAGGAGAUGACAAGCAUCCAGACAAGCCAGAACUAGCUUGCAGCAUCGCACGCUUAGAACAGUCCCAGAGCCAGCAGCAGCCAGUUCAGCCAACUCCACAGGCUCGAGCCAAGAGGCGCCUGUGGCCGGAAUAUUCAAUCAAAGUGAUUCCCCCUGGUGCGAAUGCUGGAGUUGAAGUGAAACAAGAGAUUUUUUCCAGCCCAGAGCCGUCACAACAUGUGAAAGUUGAAGUGAAAGAAGAAGUUUUAUCCAGCCCAGAGACAUCGCAGCCAUCAAAGCUUACCAGCAGCAGCAAAUGUCUACCGAGAAGGCAGGGCAGCAGAAAUCAACAUGCUGAAUGGAAGGCUGUGUCAGCACCACCCGAGCCUGAAAUCAGCGCUCUGUUUCAAGGAAAGGCAGAAUCACCAACACCACAUGUGGAAGAUGUGUGCUUGUUUGGGGACCUACUGGAUGCAGAAAGUACAUGUGCAGGAAAGAAUGACAAAGAUUCACAGUUGGACCAAAAUCUCACACGCAGAUUUCAGAGGAUAGCAACAACACGGCAGCAGAAGCAGCAGCCGCAGCAGCAGCAAUAUGCAAAGCACAGCCUGGAUUCAGACGUCCGUGAAUCACCAAGACCGUGGAAACUGGCAAAGUUGAGACCACACAGCCAACACAACAAGUCACCAGCUUCAACUACCACAUCUAGCCCAGAGAACUUAGACAAAAAAGUGAAUUGCAUCAUACUGCUAGAGAGCACCUGGGAAAAAUUGGUAGCUGGCCAAAGUACAACAAUUUUUCGUACCUACUCCUUGCGGACCGCCCCACUACAACUUCAUGUGCUUUCCCGUGGGGAUGGCAGCUUCACUUCCUAUGUUGGGAAGAUGACGGUUCGCGAAGUAGAAGCUGUGACCUCUAGUCGCACUGUCAAAGACUAUGAGAACAACCCUAUGGAGGUCAAAUUCUGGUCUGAUAAGGUCAGGAAUGAGAAAGAAGUUUUCAUAUGGAAGAUCAGCACAGUGCAGGCAUGGGAUGAACCCAAGCCGAUUCGGUUUCUCCAGGCAAAGUAUCGGAACAGGCACUUUCAGGUUCCCAAGAGACAGCUCAUGCAAGGUUCUGCGGGAAUGGAGACUCCUAUGCCGUCCUUGUAUGCAACAUCAGCUUGGUUCGUGCGUUUGCUGAGCAUCUCUCAAUACCAGCACCUCAAACGUGUGGCUCUAGAACUGGAUGGAACUGAUUUAAGGAUUGGUACCACAUGUUCCGGGAGCGACAUUUGCAUUGUGGCCAUUCAUGGUUUGAUGGAAGCCAUCAAUGCUGAGUUUGGUGUCAACAUUGGUGUCAAACACGUCUUCUCAGCAGAGCUUGACCCGAAGAAACGUCAGUACAUUUUGGAUUGUCAUCAGGCUGAUCACGUGUAUGGCGAUGUCAUCGCAUUCAGCAACCAGAGAGGGCACUGUCUUUUGAAUGCGAAGCGCAAAGACUUUGCAGGUAGCUACCAGUCUGGAGAAGGUUUCGGAACAUCUGCACACACUUACAAGCACGGCUGGAAGGGAGUUGUUGAGCUUUUGUGCCCCAUCAUGUCCAUCUAUGAGAAUGUGAAGGGCGCAAUGGAGCGAAACACAGAUGCAAAUGGAAGGAAGCAUCCACCUGCCAUUCAAACUGUUGAGAAGGAUGCCAAUGAAAAUGGCUACCAUUUCGUAUGGUCGCUGCUUGAUUCACAGGACUUCCUAGUGCGGCAUCGACGCAAUCGGGUUUGGGGAGUGGCAGCAGUAAAUUCAGGGCAACAAAGCGAGGCUGAAUUCCAAACUUUGUACAAACGUGCAAUUUCAUCUCUACAAACCCACUGCCACUUCUCUAUGCGGGAUACAUUUGGCCGAUAUCCUAAAGAGGAUCCCAAGACUGAUCGGGAGCGGGAGCUUCUUGAGAAGGCAGUGGAGAAAUUCAAAGGGGCUUUCAAGGCUAUGGCUACAAGUUCCUGGGCACAAGAUCUAUGUGGCAAUGGGAUGACGGGCACGGUGGUCCAAGCUGUUGUCUUAGCUGCCUUGGCAUCUUCAGAUGCUUUUCUACACAUCCAACGUGGAGAUAUUGCUGCCGCAAGCCCUUCAGCAUCUGGCGCGGAUGUGUCACCAAUAGCAGCAGCUGCAGCUGGGUCAAGACCGCAUAGUGGGGGUCACCAGGUGGUAGCUUCUACUGAAGGUGAUCAAGAAGUGACUGAGCCAGUCCCAUCAGCCAGGGGCAGGAAACGCAAACAGGAUAGCCCAAAGAAAAAGGAGAAGUCGGUAGAGUUACCAGUUCCAAAAAAACGUGUUCGUGGGAAACAGACACUGUUGUCGAUUCCACCAGCAAAGAAAAAACAUGGGUCUGGACCAGGAAACACAAAGGCAACAGGAAAGAGCGCGAUGGUCUCCAUUUUUCAACGUGAGGCUAUUUGCAAAGCCUAUGAUGAUAUUGUUGAGAAAGGUUCAAAGUAUCCUGACAAAGACCUGAAAAAGUUGAACAUGCAUGGCUAUUACAGAGGAUGCGCCCUACCUAGCAAGUGGGGAAAAGCCCGCCAGGAACAAAAAUGGGGUUUACUUUGCAUGACUGCUCCAGCGCUUUGCAAGGCCAAAAAGGAGCUGCCCAAUAGCCUACGCUUGGUCAUCAAUUUUCCCACACUCAAGCAUGGGAAUAUGCAUGCACACUCAGAGACGAGGACAAUGUUGCCGGGUGUCUUGAAGGGUGCCGUGGAGGAGCUGGUAAUGGAAAGAAUUGACCAGGGUGAAGAAGUUGGUGUGGCAUUUGUCAAAAACACAAUCCUUUUCUUGGUUUCGGUCUGGAAUGACUGCGUGCUUUCCAUUCGUGAGCUGAUUAGGAACAAAAACUUGGACAUGCUGAAAGAUGAGGAUGAAAAGUUGUCCAAAAUGUCCAACAAACAGUUGGAUGAGCUUUUUUCUUCUCUCACCAAACGUGCUGAUGAAAUUUUGGUGCCUAUCCAAUUGGCAAAGUCCGAUGAUGCCCUGACGAAGCAGGCACACAGGAUUUGCAACAUGUAUGGACUUCGUUUGAAGUCCAUCGAAAAGCCUGGAGCGCACUUGGCCUACGAUUCUCCGGCUUUAGAAGCAGUGAGAUCACAGAUCCGUGCCUUGAUAGAAUCAAAACAUGUGCAUCCCCAAUUGGUCAUGAACUUUGACCAGGUCUGGUCAUUGCGAUUCAGACCUCGGAAAAAAUCCUAUAUGAAGGAUUCGAAGAUGGCUGGGGUGCAAAAGGACCCAUUAACUCGGUCAAUGUACAUGAGAAAGAUACGCCAUUCUUUGCAGCAAUGUUUGGACCUACCAUUUAGUGAGCCAAACCCAAGAGAGCCACCCAGAAUUCUUGCCCCAAAACCCCCGACAGUACUGGGAGGGAAGGCAGCUUGUGGAAUGAUAGAUGAAUGGAGGGUGCCAAGAACGGUUACCACCCUUUCAUUUGCUGAUGGCUAUUGCGGACGACUACAUGUGACUCUGCGGGAGGGAUCGCUACCAGAGGAGAAACGCAAUGCUCUCAACGAAGAGCUCAGGCGAUGGCUGGUCAUUGAUCAACAACAGUCGAAAUCGCACAUGUGGAACGAGAAUACCCUGGUGAGGUAUUUAUCACAUUUGUCGCAGGAGUUGCGACACCGCCGAAGACAAUUGAACCUAACCAUGCAAGACCGUGCCUUGUGUUUCUAUGAUCAGGCUGCUGCACACAUGUCCAAAUCAUUCCUCAAAAUCCAAGAGAAGUGGUCAGAAGAAAACAAUUGCGAACUGAUGAACGGUCACUCAGAGGUGCCAAUACCUGGUGGUUUUGGUGCCUCUGGGGCACCCAACGACAGUUGGCACCAGGUAUUGCAUAGUCUUACAAAGAGUUAUACUCGAUUGGCUGUGGGGUGGGCCGAAUUUCCACACCUCCGUCGAAGAUUGGAGGAACUGGAAUUUUCAGUGCAGGGCCAACCUUCUACAAAGUUCCUGGGUUCAUCUGUUCUGGUGGGCAGGAUUACACUUAGAACACGUGGUUCUUUCCCACAUUUCUACUAUAUAUAUAUAUAA